AGUUGUGAAGAAAAAACCAUCGGGAAUCGGCAGGCGGAGCUCCGGCGAGGUGUGGAAGAAUGGAGGAUGAGAUUGGGAACUUGUUGAAAGUGUGGAUUUCGAUAUGGAUCUGUUUGGGGUAUUGCUACGGCGUUGGCAAGAAAAUUGGAGAGGGAUUUACAAGAUUUCUCUUAAUUUUCCCUGUGAUUUGCAUCUUCCUCUACCUUCCCCUGAAACUACACUCCCUCCAUCUCGGCGGUCUCACCGCGUUUUUCGUUGCUUGGCUCGCCAAUUUCAAGCUCCUCCUCUUCGCCGCCGGUCAAGGCCCUCUGGCCACCACCGGGAUGUCUAUCGCUGAAUUCUGCGCAGUGGCUUCCUUCCCCAUCAAAAUUAAGCAAAUCCUGCCUCAAAAAAGCUCAGAACCAGCCGGCAACGGUGGAGCAGCCACCGUAAUUGAUCCAAAAUCCAACCAGAACCACUGCGAAUCGCCAUUUAACUACGCCGUCAAGAUCUUGCUCGUGGCGGCGCUAGUCAAGGCCUAUGACUACACCCACAUUCUCCAUCAGAAGCUCGUCUGGUUCCUCCUCUGUUUCCACAUCUACUUCAUCCUCGACCUCAGCUUCGCCGCCGCCUCUGCCGCCGUUUCCCACGGCGGUACCAUCGAGCUCCUCCCCCUCUUUCACCAUCCCUACCUCUCCACUUCCCUUCAAGACUUCUGGGGACGCCGGUGGAACCUCGCCGUCACCGGAAUCCUCCGUCCCGUCGCAUACCGCCCUGCCGUCUCUACCGCAACGAAACUCAUCGGCCCCCGGUGGGCCCCACUAGCCGGCGUGGCGGCGACAUUCCUGGUGUCGGCGGCGAUGCACGAGUUGAUGUUCUUUUACAUGUCUCGUCAGUGGCCGCCACCGACGUGGGAGGUGGCGGCGUUCUUCGUCCUGCACGGUGGGUGUCUGGCAGUGGAAAUGGUGGCGAAGAGGCUGUGGAUCGAUGCGUGGAAAAUGCCGCCGCUACCGGCAGUGGUGUCAGUGCCCGUGACGGUGGGAUUCUUCUUCUGGACGUGCUUUUGGCUGUUCUUUCCGCCGUUCAUCAACACGUGUAAGGCUGACGUCAGGGUAGUUAAGGAGUACGAGAUCUUUGGCGCGUUUCUGAAGAAUAUAUAUUAUGGAAAUAAAAAUAUAUAUUUAUGGUGAAAUUACAAGUUUGUCCAACAUGAGCCCCAUUUUUUAUUAAUAAAAU
This is a messenger RNA of Cucurbita maxima (winter squash), 1215 nucleotides long. RefSeq names its product acyl-CoA--sterol O-acyltransferase 1-like. The record is from RefSeq and is a predicted model, not a curated record. The transcript has 2 exons. The coding region runs from base 60 to 1169 and encodes 369 amino acids. NCBI's taxonomy places the organism in Eukaryota, Viridiplantae, Streptophyta, Magnoliopsida, Cucurbitales, Cucurbitaceae. Gene Ontology annotation, biological process: lipid metabolic process.